Molecule: messenger RNA, 929 nt
Organism: Phytophthora infestans T30-4
Lineage: Eukaryota; Oomycota; Peronosporomycetes; Peronosporales; Peronosporaceae
Product: protein kinase
Exons: 1
Coding region: 48-929 (293 amino acids)
Biological process (GO): protein phosphorylation
Molecular function (GO): ATP binding; protein kinase activity
Source: RefSeq, a predicted model, not a curated record
CUUCAAAGUGUUCAAGUCGCUUCGAACCGACACGAAACAAUUGGGCCAUGACGCUCAUCCGCGACCGCUACCGUCCCGUACGGCAGCUUGCCCAGACAACGUACGGUGGUGUUUAUCUCUGCAACGACGAGCUCCUACUUCCUCGUCGCGUGGUGCUUAAGAGCGUGUCUCUUGUGCAUGCAAUCAACAUGUUGGACCAGCACAGCGAUGAGCUGCAGGCGCCCGACGACCCACGACAAGAAAAAGCCUUUGCGAAUCUGCAGCGCAGUGAGGCAGCUCCGCAUUCAAACAUUGUGCAGUACCUGGACGAUUUCAUUGAGGGCCACACCCUCUACUUUGUGCUCGAAUACUGCGCCGGUGGGGACCUCGUGUCCGCUGUGAACCGUGGGCAGAAUCGACGACUCGCUUGUGCUGAUGCGUUGGCACGAGUCAAGCAAAUAGCCACAGGCCUCGCUCAUCUACACAGCCGCAGUAUCGCCCACAGAGACUUGAGUCUCGAGAACGUGAUGCUCAGUCGCGACGUGUGCAAAAUCGGAGACUUUGGGUUGUCCACGAGGACAGAUCAGCAGUGCUUUGGACGGGUGGGCAAGGCGUAUUAUAUGGCACCCGAGGUGGUGGCGUCUCGAGCCGUGUACGACCCUAAGGCGGCCGACGUGUGGUCACUUGGUAUAAUUUUAUUCAUCCUCGUGACGGGGUCCCCGCUGGUGUCUCUGGCGACGGAGGAAGACGCAGCCUUCAGGGCGUUCCGGAAGGUCGGCGUGCGAGAUGUGAUGGAGGCGUGGCGUAUGGACGAUCUACUGGAGGGCAGCGCCAUGCAACUGCUUCAUGGGAUGCUGCAGUGCGACCCGACUAAACGACUGACUAUCGAGCAGGUGCUGAACCACGCGGCAUUUACGCAGAGGAAUCAAAGUGGAAAUCCAAGUUCUUAA